UUUCUCUUUGGGCGAGAGGAGUUGAGGUUAAAGGAGGGACCUUUAUUUUGGGCAAGGACAAGUUAAAUCUUAUGAUUAUUUUAUUAGAGUUUAGAAGAUCUGCUAUGAUCUUAGCUGUUUAUUGUGGCUCUGGUGUUUGAAGCCAAAGGUAGCUUGAUAACAAUGACAUCACUCAGCAGAGAACUUGUGUUCUUGAUCUUACAGUUUCUGGAUGAGGAAAAGUUCAAGGAGACAGUCCACAAGCUUGAACAAGAAUCUGGGUUUUUCUUUAACAUGAAAUACUUUGAGGAUGAAGUACAUAAUGGUAAUUGGGAUGACGUUGAGAAGUACCUCUCUGGUUUCACAAAAGUUGAUGAUAACCGCUAUUCAAUGAAGAUCUUCUUUGAGAUCAGAAAGCAGAAAUAUCUUGAGGCAUUGGAUAAGCAUGACCGGACCAAGGCUGUUGAAAUUCUUGUUAAGGAUCUUAAAGUCUUUGCUUCCUUUAACGAAGAACUUUUUAAGGAGAUAACUCAGCUGCUGACACUGGAGAACUUUAGAGAGAAUGAGCAGCUUUCCAAAUAUGGAGAUACUAAAUCAGCCCGAGCAAUUAUGCUGGUUGAGCUCAAGAAGCUUAUUGAAGCAAAUCCCCUAUUUCGUGAUAAAUUGCAGUUUCCUAACCUUAAAAAUUCCAGGUUACGGACUCUUAUUAAUCAAAGCUUAAAUUGGCAGCACCAACUUUGUAAAAACCCCAGGCCAAAUCCAGACAUUAAAACUCUUUUUGUUGACCACUCUUGUGGACAAGCAAAUGGUGCUCGUGCUCCCUCUCCUGCAGGCAAUCCCUUGCUUGGAUCAGUACCAAAAGCUGGGGGUUUUCCUCCUCUUGGCAUACAUGGGCCCUUUCAACCUACUCCAGCACCAGUUCCAGCUCCUCUUGCUGGGUGGAUGUCUAAUCCACCUGCAGUUACUCAUCCAGCUGUUUCCGGUGGACCUAUAGGUAUUGGUGCUCCACCUGUGCCAGCCGUUCUUAAGCAUCCUAGGACUCCGCCAGCAACUUCUGUGGACUACCCAUCUGGAGAUUCUGAUCAAUUAAGCAAAAGAACAAGGCCUAUAAGUUUGACUGAAGAGGUAAAUCUUCCAGUCAAUGUGCUGCCAGUGUCAUUUCCUGGACAUGGUCAUAGUCAAGCAUUUAGUGUUCCUGAUGAUUUGCCAAAGACUCUGGCACGAACUCUGAAUCAAGGAUCAUCUCCUAUGAGCAUGGACUUUCAUCCUAUCCAACAGACUCUACUCCUAGUGGGUACCAAUGUGGGGGAUAUUGGACUUUGGGAAGUUGGCUCCAGGAAGAGAUUGAUACUAAGGAACUUCAAAGUUUGGGACCUGAGUGCAUGUACUAUGCCUCUGCAGGCUGCUCUAGUGAAAGAUCCUCAUGUCUCAGUUAACCGUGUGAUUUGGAGCCCUGAUGGAUCUUUAUUUGGAGUUGCAUAUUCAAGGCACAUUGUACAAAUAUACUCUUAUCAUGGCAAUGAUGAUAUUCGACAGCAUUUGGAGAUUGAUGCUCAUGUAGGUGGAGUCAAUGAUCUAGCAUUCUCUCACCCCCACAAGCACCUUUGCGUGAUAACAUGUGGUGAUGACAAGACAAUUAAGGUUUGGGAUGCGGCAAGUGGUUCAAAACAGUAUACCUUUGAAGGUCAUGAGGCUCCAGUUUAUUCUGUGUGCCCCCACUACAAAGAAAAUAUUCAGUUUAUCUUUUCAACAGCCCUAGAUGGGAAAAUUAAAGCAUGGUUAUAUGAUAAUAUGGGAUCACGAGUUGACUAUGAUGCGCCUGGCCGUUGGUGUACAACAAUGGCCUAUAGUGCUGAUGGAACGAGGCUUUUUUCUUGUGGGACCAGCAAAGAUGGGGAAUCCCACAUUGUUGAAUGGAAUGAAAGUGAAGGUGCUGUGAAGAGGACAUACCAAGGCUUUCGAAAACGUUCGCUGGGUGUUGUGCAGUUUGAUACAACUAGGAACCGGUUUUUGGCAGCUGGUGAUGAUUUCUCCGUCAAGUUUUGGGAUAUGGACAAUGUUCAACUUCUGACAACUAUUGAUGCUGAUGGAGGUCUCCCAGCAAGCCCUCGAAUCAGGUUCAAUAAAGAGGGUAUCCUGUUGGCUGUUUCUACCAAUGAAAAUGGGAUCAAAAUUCUAGCAAAUAAUGAUGGUCUUCGAUUGCUGCGAACAUUUGAAAAUCUUGCUUAUGAUGCAUCACAAGCUGAGGCUGCAACCAAGCCCUCGUUGAAUCCAAUAGCAGCGGCAGCUACUAAUAGUUCAGGACUUGCAGACAGGGUAGCCUCUGUUGUCAGUAUUUCUGCAGUGAAUGGAGAAUCAAGAAACCUGGGAGAUGUCAAACCUCGACUCAAUGAAGAAACAAAUGACAAAUCCAAAAUUUGGAAGCUCACCGAAAUUAGUGAACCUUCUCAGUGCCGGUCAUUGAAGCUCCCAGAGAAUCUGAGGGUGACAAAGAUAUCAAGAUUGAUGUAUACAAAUUCAGGUAGUGCCAUUUUAGCAUUAGCAUCAAAUGCCAUUCAUCUGCUCUGGAAAUGGCAGAGAAAUGACCGUAAUUCAAGUGGCAAGGCAACUGCCAGUACGUCCCCUCAAUUAUGGCAACCAGCAAGUGGCAUAUUAAUGACAAAUGAUGUAAUUGAUUCGAGUCCUGAGGAGGCUAUACACUGCUUUGCACUGUCUAAGAAUGAUUCUUAUGUGAUGUCAGCGUCAGGAGGAAAAAUAUCCCUGUUCAAUAUGAUGACAUUUAAGACAAUGACAACUUUCAUGCCUCCACCUCCUGCAGCUACUUUCUUAGCAUUUCAUCCUCAAGAUAACAACAUUAUUGCUAUUGGCAUGGAUGACUCCACUAUUCAGAUAUACAACGUUCGUGUAGAUGAGGUGAAAAGCAAGCUAAAAGGCCAUUCUAAAAGAAUUACUGGCCUUGCUUUCUCCCAUGUACUAAAUGUGUUAGUCUCAUCAGGAGCAGAUGCGCAGCUAUGUGUGUGGAACUCGGAUGGAUGGGAAAAGCAAAAGGCUAGAUUUUUGCAAAUUCCUUCAGGCAGGACACCUAUGGCACAAUCGGACACUCGUGUGCAGUUCCAUCAGGAUCAGAUUCACUUCCUGGUUGUCCACGAGACUCAGCUUGCCAUAUAUGAGACAACAAAACUGGAAUGUGUCAAGCAGUGGCUCCCACGAGAAUCUGGUGCUCCAAUUUCUCAUGCAACAUUCUCUUGCGAUAGCCAGCUGGUGUAUGCCAGCUUCUUAGAUGCUGCAGUGUGCGUGUUCACAGCAACUCACUUACAAAUGAGAUGUCGUAUAAGUCCUCCUGCUUAUCUUCCCAACAGUAUAAGCAACUCCAAUGUCCAGCCACUUGUAAUUGCUGCACAUCCACAGGAUCCAAACCAGUUUGCUAUAGGUUUAUCAGAUGGUGCGGUCCAUGUUUUUGAGCCCCUUGAAUCUGAUGGCAGAUGGGGUGUCCCUCCACUGGUCGAUAAUGGAUCUGCAAGCAGUUUACCAGCGAGUGCAGCUGGAGGCUCAAGCUCUGAUCAGGCGCAGAGAUGACUGGAUAGAUGGGGAAAUGCCAAUUUUACCUGGUUUUGUUUCUUGGCAAGCUCCAUUCUGUUGCACAAGAAGUAGAAAAAUUUGAAUCCCUUAAAUGGUUGAUUUCAACUACUACUCCAGAGCCCAGCUCAGCGUGGAAAUUCUGCUCGAGCAGAUGCCACCUUCUUUGUCAGAUUUGUUUUUGGCUGGUUGCAUAGCAUUAGUCCGACAGUUGCUGAGUUGCUUAUAAAUAAUUUUUUCAUUUUUCAUGUGCAGUUUAUUUAUUUGCCUUUUGUGUAUUUGGGUAUGUGGAAAAGAUCUUUAACAGUAAAUCAAGAUGUGGCCUAAACAAAUCUUCAAGUUUUUUAUGCAUCUUA
Messenger RNA from Coffea eugenioides, 3911 nucleotides. RefSeq names its product topless-related protein 1. Bases 163 to 3555 code for a protein of 1130 amino acids. Gene Ontology annotation, molecular function: protein binding. The record is from RefSeq and is a predicted model, not a curated record. Gene Ontology annotation, biological process: regulation of DNA-templated transcription. The transcript is spliced from 26 exons. NCBI's taxonomy places the organism in Eukaryota, Viridiplantae, Streptophyta, Magnoliopsida, Gentianales, Rubiaceae.